This is a messenger RNA of Pyricularia pennisetigena, 1095 nucleotides long. RefSeq lists its product as uncharacterized. NCBI's taxonomy places the organism in Eukaryota, Fungi, Ascomycota, Sordariomycetes, Magnaporthales, Pyriculariaceae. The coding region runs from base 1 to 1095 and encodes 364 amino acids. The transcript has 3 exons. The record is from RefSeq and is a predicted model, not a curated record.
AUGACGAGCACGCCCCAGAUUCCGCCAGAGGAUUUCCCUCAAAUGUGGCAGAAGCCUGCCUUUGAAGACAUACUCGAGUGUCUCUUGAAUUUGCGUGUGGAACCCCCGAUUUGGAAGUGGAACUCGAAGCAUUCACCAGCCAGACUUGAGGACAACCAAAAGAAACCCCAGGAUUUGUCAGAGAGUACUCGGCAGGCCAUUGCUAGGUAUCUGUCCAGUGUCAUCAGUAGCCCCCUGAGCUGGUUGGAGGAUGACGAGCAGAGGGAUGCAUUGUGGACGGAAGCAGGUCGGCGCUUGUCGGAGCGUUGCGGGAGGGCAGCUAUGGGCGAGAUCAUCAGGAGUUGGCCUUUUGAAAGUCAAAAUGGCUAUUCCCCCUUCGAGCUCGUCAUUAGGGAACCUCCGUUGACCGGCGACUCUCUGGGGCUAAAGACUUGGGGCUCAUCCUACGCUCUAGCACAAAUGCUUGGCCAAUUUGCCGUCGGUCCCUUGCAGCAUCUCAUUCAGUCCCCAACAUCGUCGUCGUCACCACAACCGCCGCCACUCACAAAACCCCAUGUUUUGGAACUUGGCUCAGGUACUGGGCUGCUCGGCCUAGCGGCCGCUGCCAUUUGGGCCUGCCAAGUUACGCUGAGCGACCUCCCAGACAUCAUGCCCAAUCUCCGUCACAAUGUAGAACGAAACCAAUCCACAAUCAAGGCCAUGGGUGGAGACUUGGCCGCCGGCGCCCUUACGUGGGGUGGUGACGGAGACGACGAGAUCGAUCCAGAUCUAUUUGGCGACAAGAAUCAGUUCGAGAUGGUCAUUGUAGCCGAUCCCAUGUACGAUGACGACCACCCAGGACUGCUGGCCGGUGCAAUUGAUGACCAGCUGGCCAUCUCUGCAGACGCUAGGGCUCUUGUCAUGGUGCCGCGGAGGGACGUUACCACGAUUGGACUCCUCUCAUCUUUUAGGCAGUUGAUGGAGGAGGGUUCGGAUGCUUCAUUUGUUUGUAAAGAGGAGGGCAUAGUUGCCAGUCAAGAUGACUGGGGCGACGACGAAGAAGACGAAGCGCAGAAAAAUGUCGAGUGUUGGUGGGGAAUCUUCCAAAGGAGGUAG